Messenger RNA from Pangasianodon hypophthalmus (striped catfish), 1398 nucleotides. RefSeq names its product centriolar satellite-associated tubulin polyglutamylase complex regulator 1 (gene cstpp1). NCBI's taxonomy places the organism in Eukaryota, Metazoa, Chordata, Actinopteri, Siluriformes, Pangasiidae. The record is from RefSeq and is a predicted model, not a curated record. The transcript has 9 exons. Bases 57 to 1031 code for a protein of 324 amino acids.
GAACCGUCCGUCACGUGACCACGCCGUCGCCUGUCGGUCGCUGCAGCGGCAGGAACAUGAGCUCAGAGCGCUUCUCCAUCACAGCGGAGGAGUACUUAGCAGAGACCAGUGCUCUUUUCUAUCUGAAUGAUGCUGUGACUCAGCUGCUGGAGCACAGAGAGGAAUUCCUCCAGUUCGGCAUCGGGCGAUAUUUUGCAGAAUACUUCACCAGUGUGAAGAACGGGAACCACGUUCUCUUCAGAGAAUUCAGCUAUGUUAAAGGUACAGCACACAACCGAGCUUCCUUCACCCACAUCUUCUGGAAAUGCUUCAGACAGAUUGGAAAGAACAGAGAUUUGCUGACGAUGAUGGAGUACACGUCGCUUCUCCAGCUCUUAUGCCCAGACUUUCCUGCUGAAAUGGUGCAGAACACGGCCAAGAUUGUCCUGAUGGAGGACGCUAUGGACUGCCCCAUGUCCCUCUCAGAUUUCAUCUACUCUUUCCAAAUCCAAUUUUACUAUGAAGAGUUCCUGGAGAGUGUGUUGGUGAUUUAUGAGGACUUGCUCGAGGGAAAGAACCCGAACGCCGUCAUCGUCCCGACCUCAACGUCAGCCGAAACGAUAUCCAGUGAAGAGGCGGACACGCAGGAGGGGGUCGAAUCCUCCGUCCUGCUCGAGUGUAUCGAGGGACUGUGUGAACGGUUUAAACACAAACAUCCUCCUCUCUCUGCCAUUAAGGAGGUUCUGGAGAGCAGCACGCGAGUCUCCUACUACGGCUUCCUGAUGGCUUUGGCCAAACACGAGGGAAUCAGUCAGGAAAUCGGUGCUCUUCCGAACAGAUCAGACCUGCUCAUCGACCCUGAGAUGGAUCAGGAGUUGGAGAGGCUUGUAGCUCAGGUGGCCAUCAGUCCGACAUCCAACAGCAGCAGCAGUGCACAAGGACUGAAGGAGCCGUGCAGGAAGCCAUCACCUCGUAAAUCCCUGCACCAGCGCAAGAGGAUCGAGAUGGAGAGCGACGGCUCCACUGAGGAGACUGACUCCUCUGAGAAUUAAGAUGCACAACAUGGAACAGCAAUGUGGCGCCUUCACUUUAUUAAAUACCCAAAAUAUUGAUUGUAAGCACCAAAUCCAGUUCUACCAAAUCAUUACACUUAAGUGAGGCAGAAUCGGAUCUGAGAACUGAGCAGAUCUGAAAUCACAACCAGAUUAAACACUUCUUUCUGUGUGGAUUCACUAGUGAUGAGUGUGUAACAGUGCAUGCCACUGUUGUGUACUUUGUUUAAACUUAUUUAUUGUACAUUUUGUCUGUACAUAUAGAAAUACAGCCCGUAUCCAUGAGUUGUAUUUUCUUUUUAAUAAUAUGUGAUACUCUGAAUUUAAAUAUCCUUAUUUGAUGAUAUAAAUAAGCAGUGAAAACGUA